ACAGCUGAACAAACUCAGCAAAUCCAAUCUCACACAUCUUUGUAUCUUGCUUUCUCUACAAUGUCUUCUCUCCUUCAAUCUAGGGUUCCGGCAAUGUCGUUCUCCUCCUCCAUCUCCUCAUGCCGCCUCCAAUGGCGACCUUCCACUGCAUUCCCCGCCAGGCCCAGGCGGAGAGCGCCGAUCGUCCAGGCUAAGAUCAGGGAGAUCUUCAUGCCGGCCCUUAGCUCCACCAUGACUGAGGGAAAGAUCGUCUCCUGGGUCAAAUCCGAGGGUGACGUCCUCUCCAAAGGCGAGUCGGUCGUUGUCGUUGAGUCCGACAAGGCUGACAUGGACGUUGAGACGUUCUACGACGGAAUCCUAGCUGCCAUCGUCGUCGGCGAGGGCGAGACCGCUCUAGUAGGCGCCCCGAUCGGGUUGUUGGCCGAGACUGAAGAGGAAAUCGCCGAGGCCAAAGCCAAAGCCGCUAGUUCGUCCUCCCAUUCAGCUGCUUCUGCCGCUCCUCCUCUUCCUCCUCCUCCACCUCCAGCUGCCGCUCCACCGCCACCAGUGUCUGCUAAGGCGGCAGCUCCAGCGCCGGUUGAUGGGCCGAGAAAGAUUGUGGCCACGCCGUUUGCGAAGAAGCUAGCGAAGCAGCACAAAAUUGAUAUCAAUUCGGUGGUUGGGAGUGGGCCAUUUGGGCGUAUCACCCCCGCGGAUGUCGAAGCCGCCGCAGGAAUUGCGCCGUCUAAGACUACUACAGUUGCCUCAGUGGCUUCGGCUGCUCCAGCCGCUGCUCCUUCGAAAGCUGCGCCUGCGGCAACUACGUUUCCUGAAAUUCCAGGGUCUACGGUGGUUCCAUUCACCACGAUGCAAGCGGCGGUGUCGAAGAACAUGGUGGAGAGUCUCACUGUGCCAACUUUCAGGGUGGGGUAUCCUGUAUCUACGGACGCACUAGACGCUUUAUAUGAGAAGGUAAAGCAAAAGGGUGUGACUAUGACGGCGUUGUUGGCAAAGGCCGUGGCAAUGGCUCUUGUGCAGCAUCCUGUUGUGAAUUCAACCUGCAAAGAUGGGAAGAGUUUCACGUAUAAUAGCACUAUUAAUAUUGCAGUGGCCGUGGCAAUUAAUGGUGGGUUGAUAACCCCUGUUCUUCAGGAUGCUGAUAAGUUGGAUCUGUAUCUGUUAUCCCAAAAAUGGAAAGAAUUAGUGGAAAAAGCCCGGGCAAAGCAACUUCAGCCCCUUGAGUACAGUUCAGGUACUUUCACACUUUCCAAUUUGGGCAUGUUUGGAGUGGACAGGUUUGAUGCCAUUCUUCCUCCGGGCCAGGGGGCUAUUAUGGCUGUUGGAGCAUCAAAGCCCACCGUUGUUGCUGAUGCAGAUGGAUUUUUCAGUGUAAAAAGUAAAAUGCUGAUUGCCGGCAUGUAUUUGAUACCUCAGCUUCGAAUCAAGUCUAAAUAG
This is a messenger RNA of Thlaspi arvense, 1434 nucleotides long. Lineage: Eukaryota; Viridiplantae; Streptophyta; Magnoliopsida; Brassicales; Brassicaceae. The record is from the annotation of a GenBank genome assembly.